AUGUCAUCCAAACGCAGCGGCGGUAGCAGUCACAAGUCGAGUAGUGGAAGUAGCAGUUCCAACCAUGUCGUGACGGCCAGCCCGAAUUCGACACGCGGUGUUUCACUGUCUUUGCCGCUAUUGGAGGGUCUGAGCCAGCGUCCAGAGACGGCCCAUUGUUUGGUUCAAACUGCCCUGAAGAGACUGCAGGCUGCACAAAAGAUUGCUCAUUGGGUCUCUUCCAAAUGGAGGGCCAAGAAAUCGCAACAGAUCACCGCCGCGAGUCCGUGUGUGAUUCCCUACCAACAAAACUUGCCAUCCCAUCAGCACUGGCUCUGGGAUGCAAUGCGAUCCGUUUCACGAACAGAACGUCAUGUCGCAGCACGCUUGUUGCUUCAGGGAGGAUGUCCCUGCUCUACUUGUCGAACUGCGGCAGCGGCUACUUCUUCUGCUGCUGUUGGAAUUGUCGGCAGUGCUGGUGGUGUCAGCAAAGGGGAUGAUGAACACGCUCAAUGGCGACUGCAGCAGGUCUUGAUUUCACUCUGGAAUAAACACAUCCUUCCUACCACUCUCGCACCAAGAGUGGAACCCAUGAAAGACACGACACUAGCGACCUUGCCAGCUAAUAUUCCCAUGGAAUGGAUGGCUCUAUUGAAGCAUAUCGUGCUAGGGAAAAUGGUCACUGAGGAACGAAUUAUGGCCUUUUGUUUUGGAGGAAUUCCAUGGAUUACCCAAUCAAUUUGGCAACUAGUUACUGCCCUGAGCAACUCGAAAGAAGGAGCGUCUGCUCCUCUUCAGCUACAAGCUUUGAUCGGACUGGUCGAGCUGUGCUACUCGGUAUUGCUUGUGGUGUUUAUUGAACCAGAGACUACCACCUCCUCCAGUCGAACCGCGACCACAGCAUCCACAGAGAAUCCCCCUCAAGCAUCUACGAGCACCAGUACUAAUUCAUCUGCGAGUACCAAUGCAAUUUCUGCUGCUUCUAGUAGUAACCCCCGAAGACCCAGGCUUGGCCGUCUCGCUUCUUCGAGUAGCCGCGGCGGUUCGACUACUGCAAACGCGGCAACCAACUCGAACCGGACGGCAACCGCCGAGACUGGGGAUAAUUCCAUUGAUAAUUCGACAAAUUCUGAUGCUGUCGCCAAGCGAUUGACUCUACGUCGUCGAGUUUUGCAGCGUUUGUUUUGGAAGAAUUUUGACACUGCCGCUGUUGGGCCAAAUCAAUCCGCCAAGCACGUACACCUAUAUCAUCUGGUAAACAACGCAUUCCCUCUGUCACCCCUCGCCUGCUUGAUUGGCGCCUUUCAUAUUUGGAAAGCCAACAGUGACUGGCCAUAUCCAGGUCCGACUGCAGAUGCCUGUUUGACCAUGUUGCGUCAAUUGGUAGAUCCCAGCACUACCGCCAAGGCAGUCAGUUUGGCUGGUUUGACGGCUCCGAUCAGCUCCAACACUGGCACAACCACCGCCAACACAAGGCCCAGGGAGGCACCCAAUUCCGCUUCCAGUAGUAGUCGCCAGAGACGUCGAAAGCGACAACGGUCGACGUCUUCGGCUUCUUCGUCGCAACCGCCUGUGCCUCAGCAAAGGCAACCGCCCCAACCACCUUCUUCGUCAGGAGUAGCGACAACCUUUUUGUUUCGAUCCAGUGCAAUUGGAUCGUCUGCUGCAGGCGUGAACAGCAGCAACGGAAACAACAAUGCAGCCUCGAGCAGCAGUGCCAGGUUGGCGGCAGUUCUAGGAUCGGCACGAGGCAAUCUCCUCAGUGCUUCCGAUGACGAGGACGUGGAAAUGGACCAAGACCACGAUGACGACUCGGAGGAUUCUUCCGAGGAGGUUGAAGAGCAAGAGGAGGAGGAUGAAGACGAAGGCGAGGAAAACAAUAAUGACGAAGAGGAGGAUGAAGAAUUGGACCAAGCAGAGGAAAGCCUCCUUCACGAGGACGUUGCGAGGUUGGAAGAAGGAUUGCUGUCACUCAAUGAUGCCGCCGGACCAAUGGAAAUCGACCUCGAAGACAUUGUGGGAGAAGAUGGCGGAAGCAGCGGGCUCAUGGCAGCAACUACUGCAGCUCGCAAUCGCCUGCGCAGUGCUGUGUCUGGCGCCUCGUCGGGUGCUUCUCUAGGUGGACCCAACAGCAACACCUCCGGAGCUGCAAAGGCGGCAACGGUGGAUGCUCAAGAGUUGACCGAACGCAAAAAGUUGUGUCUGAAGGCUUGCAUGGAAGUCCUGGCUGUCCAGCAUCCACCUCUGCUUCCUUUCCCGGGAGCUCAGAGCAACGCCAACAAAACUGUUGGGUCGUCGCGGGCUACUUCACCAGUCCCAAAUUUCCGAUCGGGUCGCAGCGGUUUGUUUUCCCCUUCUGGCGGCGCACCGUCGGGCCAGUCUCCAGCAACUGCAUCAUCAAAGUGUUGUUUCAGUCUGGCCGCAGAGCGUUCUCUCCUCGAGUCAGCAAUGGGCAUCGUUCGACCCCCCAAAAAGCCAGUGAACACCAAAAUGAUAAUGAGAAGGGCACCGACUCAAGAAGAAUUUUUUCGCGGAUCUCUUUCUCGAAACCCCAUCUCGCUCUCUAUGCUGAAGCCAACCAGUGGAUCGGGACCUUCGAAUUCUGGUGAUGUGUAUGAACCCACAGUGCGCGACCUAAGACAACAUAUUGCCGAUGACUUACAAAUGUCAGAUAGUGCCGAGCUAUUGGAGCUGCUGGUUGCAAACAAAAUUCUCGAUGUCAACCUCAAGUUGCGGGUGGUGCAUCAAGUAUUGUGGAAAAACCAUCUGAUGGAACACAGUCAUUCUGCUCCAGCGUCCUCUUCCAGUUCUGCAUUGGCGUCGCUCUUGGCAGGCGGUGGUGCAGGAGCACCUUCCUUUUUCUCCACUGGUUCUGGACUUUCUAUGAUGUUCAGCUCGGGGCUUGGUGGAAUUUCUGUUGGCGGUGGCCGAGGAGGUGCGGGCGUUUUGAGCCGUGCCGCGGGAGGCUCCCAAGUUACAGCAGAUACACCUUUGUCUGCGUUACCUCCAUUGGUCGUUACGUAUAGGCUCGCGGGGGUGGACGGAGAGGCGACGGAGGAUACCGUGAGCACACUAGUGGAUCCAGAAGCGCCUUCAGAUGCAAUGUCGCCGGAAGAGGUUGAAGCUCUCAUGGAAAAGGAAUAUGGCAUCACGCGUAUUGUUACCGAAGGCCGAGGCGUGUAUGUUUUGCUUAGAUCCAUUGAGCAUCACAUUCAAGAAGUAUUGCGCUGUAUUCGCCGAGAUGAUAUUAGCGUUAUGCUCGAAUACGGCACAGACAAGAAUCCAUGCGCCGUCGGCAAGAACAAGUCACGCGACAAGUUCAAGAAGCAGGCACCUUUUCCCGGUUUGACUUUGUUGCGGUGUUGUGCGAAAUUGCCUAGCAAUCGAAAGAAGCUUCUGCAGGCCCGUGCACCCACCAUUUUGUUGAGGCUUUUGUUGGAUGUUCUCAAUGCGCUGGAAGAUCCAACCGCAAAGGCUGUCGCAUUCGAUGCUGGUGCGCUAGAUUCGAACGACUCUGGUAGCAACGAAACGGCUGAGGUCUUGCAAGAGCUUAUUGAGGCCCUUGCUUCUGAUAUAUCAACAACGGCCGUUGCUGCUACAACUACCAAUACGGUGGAUGAAACCAAAACCGACGACACCAGCAGCACAACAGAUUCGGCUGCAGCGGCAGCAGAAGGGCAAGACCAUGAUGCGACGACUCUUUCGCUAGUGCUGUCCUCCCUGGAGACGAUUUCGUUGUCACCUCCUCUGAGAAACAUCAUCGCAAAGCUUUUGCCAUUCUUGACGUACGGGCAAGUCGACCUGUCGCGGGAGCUGGCGCAGAACUUUGCCCGCCGCAUUGACGUGAAUCUGCUCACUGAUGAGGAUAGAGAUGAGCAGGUGGAUGGUGGCUCGAGUGACCAGGAGAAUUCUGGAGGAGUUGCUUCAGCCGAGAGAGGCGACUCGACAAAGAGCUCUGUUCUAAUGGAUGCCUUUGUUGAGGCAUCCAUCUCCCUACCACCCAAUGAAGUAUGUUGCUCCUUGCGAUCGGAGCUUAUCAACUGUGGCUUUAUUCAUCGCCUGGCAUCCUUCAUCACAAAAGGCGUCCCUCUGUCGCCGCCACCUUGGUCUGUAGGGCUCCUCCCGCGGGAUGAUCCGCUGAAGAAUAAUCCUGGCGAGAAACAAAGAAUUAUUGCCGCUUGGCGAGAGUUUUUCCGUCGUCAAGGAAUCAAGAAGGCUUUCAGCAUGCUCAUCGGGCUCUGCAAGGAUCACGCACCCACAAAAGCGUUUGUAAGUCAAAUUGGCGACGAUAGCGACAAGCUCUCUUCUGGAGGAGUUUCGUUUUUGCAAGCUUGUCAUUGGAUGGAAGCCACUUCUGAUAACUCUUCCAAUAGAGUCCAUGUCAGGGGGGUUGGUCUUCUUGCAGAGACUCUCCUUGACGAAUUGGCAGAGAAUGACCUCGUGGCCAAGAAAGUCAACGCCCUUCGCCGCGCAACACGACAGCGAAAGAAGGAAAUCGCUCAGGCACGAAGAAAUAAGGCCCUGAAAGGCAUGGGGUCGCUUGGCCCACUCGCUAGUACUGCGGCUACUGAUGCCAACCAAAAACGUGAUGCUGCAGUCGACGCACCCAGUUCAAGGUCGCCGUCUGGUGGGAGUGUUCGAGAGACUGCUGCUUCGUUCCUGGCCCCUGUUCUUGGUUUCUUUGGUUCUGGGAACGCAAUCGAUGCCGCCAGUAGAAGCGGCACAGGUGGUGGCGCGCCUGCGGCAUCUCGAAGCAGCCCUCGGAACAACCGCAAACGUACCGCCCAACAACCACCAGAGGCUUCGAAACAACCAGAGGCGAAGAAACCUGCCUGGAUGGCGGAGAUGGAGAAUCUAGUUGAUGAAGAAGGUUUGGUGUGCUCCGUCUGUCAAGAGGGUAGAAUGCUACAGCCUUCGGAGCUUCUAGGCCUUUAUGCCUAUGUGAAGAAAGUGUCGAUUGGUGCGGAUCAGUGCGGGUCCAGAGACAACAUCGAUGGCAGCACAUUGCUUAGAACCCUUCCAAACAGUCUGCCAGAGUCUCUCGUUGGUACCCACUGCGCGGAACAGUGGUUUUAUCCUUUGCGCACGGGAGCAGAUCUGAGGGAGCGUUCUGCAUUCUCUCUUGGAUCCAGCGUCAGCAGCAGGCGAAACUCCUACUACACGACAACAGUUUCAGCUGGAAAUGCAAUCCACUUCAGCUGCCACCAGCGUGCACGUCAGGCUGAUCGCAACCACCCCAAAGCACCCAAGUCUGAAUGGGAGGGCGCCAUUUUGCGAAAUUCGCGUGUCAACUGCAACGUAAUUUUGCCCUUGGUGUCUUCCAGAAGCUCGGACGUGCCACUUGUGGCUGUUGACUCUGCAUUGACAGAGUAUCAGACUGCUGUCAACAAUUUGACCGGCAGUGCACCCAAGUCCAUGCUCUGGACUGUACUACACGAUGUCCGGUUUCUUCUCCUGCGUAUGGCACAUGGAGAAAUGCUUGGUGCUGACUGUGGCGGCGGCUCGCUUUCGUCCAAUGCCCAGCUUCUGAUCCAUCAAUUGAUUAUUGCGGAUACCUUUUCAAACCAGGAAAAAGUUGAAACACCAGAAAAUUCUGAGCAUGUGAGGAACCUCUCUGCUGGCUUUUUGGCGGCCUGCUCGAUUGUGCAUGCACCAGACUACAAGAAGAGCGGGACUUCGGCUUCAUCUCUUUUGGUUCGUGGGCUUGCCGAUAGUGCACCAAUGGCAGGUCUGACAUGCAUCGUAACACACAACACCCGAGACGACUUUGGUGGUGCCGAAUCUUCGUCCGACUCGAAGCCACAUCCGAAGCGUCGAUGGGUCACCGGACGCGAUAUGUUUUUGCGGGGUCUCAUUAUUUGCGCUGGACGUCGUCACGCCCUUGGCAUUGAAACUAGUGGAUGCGUAUCGGGUCGCGGUGGGACCAGCAGUGGCCAAUCGAGGGCGGGCACCACGGCGUUCCCCGACUGGAGUUCUUCCAGCCAAAGCGAAAGUCGAACCACGGCCUCUGCUACAUCGUCAUCAUCUCAUGGAGGUGGCCGGAAAGCCAAGAAACGAAGCCUCAAGCCCGAUUUAGAUGAUUUUGGGACGAGUCUUCGACCAAUGAUCUGCUUCUUUGCUAUUUUGGAUCAAUUGUCAGAAUGCUUCAUCUUGAACCCCAAGGACACUGAAAUUGAAGAGAGUGCUGACAAGAUUGUCAAGAUCCUCGGCCAGUGUCAGAAGGCAAAAGGGAUCCGGGAGCUGUUGGAGAUUUGCAAGGCGUCCCAUCUGGAUGAGGAAGAAAUCCUAGAAGACUUCCAGCGCGGUCUUAUUAGCGCUUAA
Molecule: messenger RNA, 6300 nt
Organism: Seminavis robusta
Lineage: Eukaryota; Bacillariophyta; Bacillariophyceae; Naviculales; Naviculaceae
Source: the annotation of a GenBank genome assembly